CGACUUUCAGGACAGCCAAUAGCCUCCUUCCUGACCGAGGAGUUGGCAGCACUUGCUUUAACCCCUUACUGCCGAAAAGCUAGUUCGGCUACAGCCUUAAUUAGCGUCCUUGCAGACUGUGUGCCGUGACCGCUGUCGGCUGGAGAUUUCAUUCUACCCCUCACCUCGCACCCCGUUUUUAACUCCAAAACAUGGCGGCCCUCAAAGCUUUGUGCAGAGCGGAAAAUAUACUCUUCAAAGCCCUCCCAGGCCCCCGCAGAACCAAAUUAAACUUCGCUAGCCACUUGAACAAGGCUUGUGGCUGUUUCUUCUCCACCUCCUGUCUGAGGAAUUCAAAGUUUUACUCAGAUCCUACAGAAGCUGUAAAAGAUAUCCCUGAUGGAGCAACAAUUCUAGUUGGAGGUUUUGGAUUGUGUGGCAUACCAGAGAACCUCAUCAACAGUUUACUGAAGACUGGUGUAAAGGGUAUCACAGCAGUCAGUAACAAUGCUGGAGUGGAUAACUUUGGCUUGGGCCUGCUGCUCCAGACUAAGCAAAUAAAGAGGAUGAUCUCCUCCUAUGUGGGAGAGAAUGCAGAGUUUGAACGACAGUAUCUUUCAGGGGAGUUGGAAGUGGAAUUGACACCGCAGGGUACUCUUGCAGAGAGGAUCAGAGCAGGGGGUGCUGGGAUUCCAGCCUUCUUCACAGCCACUGGCUAUGGCACUCUGAUCCAAGAGGGAGGCUCCCCCAUCAAGUACAACAAAGAUGGCAGCAUUUCCAUUUCAAGUGAGAAGAGAGAGGUGCGGGAGUUCAGUGGCAGGCACUACAUUAUGGAAAAGGCCAUCACUGGAGAUUUUGCACUGAUCAAGGCAUGGAAAGCUGACAGGGCAGGAAACAUUGUAUUUCGGAAGACAGCCAGGAACUUCAACCAGCCCAUGUGCAAGGCAGCCAAAACCACCAUAGUAGAGGUUGAAGAGGUGGUGGAUGUUGGGACAUUUGCUGAGGAGGACAUCCACAUACCUAGCAUCUACAUCCACAGGGUGGUUCAGGGAGCCAGCUACGAGAAAAGGAUUGAGAAACGCACAGUAAGAAAAAGCCAAGAAGACAAGCCGAAACCAAAGAAAGAUUCAGACAUUGUUCGGGAAAGGAUCAUUCGCAGGGCUGCUCUGGAGUUUGAGAAUGGGAUGUAUGCAAACCUUGGUAUUGGUAUUCCAAUGCUGGCUAGCAACUUUAUUAAACAAGACAUCACGGUUCAUCUCCAGAGUGAAAAUGGAAUUUUGGGACUGGGACCAUAUCCCACUGAGGAUGCAGUUGAUGCAGAUCUGAUCAAUGCUGGAAAGGAGACGGUCACUGUGCUCCCUGGAGCUGCUUAUUUCUCCAGUGAUGAGUCAUUUGCCAUGAUUCGGGGGGGUCACAUCAACCUGACAAUGCUGGGAGCCAUGCAAGUGUCCAAACAUGGAGAUUUAGCCAACUGGAUGAUCCCAGGUAAGAUGGUGAAGGGAAUGGGAGGAGCCAUGGAUUUGGUGGCCAGCGCUGGAACUAAAGUGGUGGUGACCAUGGAGCACUCAGCUAAGGGAGGAAAACACAAAAUAUUGGACAAAUGCAGCCUGCCUUUAACAGGAAAACAGUGCGUUGACCGGAUCAUCACAGAAAAGGCUGUGUUCGAUGUGGACAAGACAAAAGGCCUGACUCUGAUUGAAGUUUGGGAGGGGCUCACUCCAGAUGAUAUAAAGGCAUGCACUGGCACAGAUUUUGAGGUGUCUCCCAACCUGAGGCCUAUGCAGCAAAUUUAGAGGAGCUUCCAGAGGCUCAGAAGAUGUGUUUUUGGUUUGUGCUGCUUCAUUUCUCUGUGAUAAACAGCUGGUGAUGUAAUGGUAUGAAUUGGGUCAAAUAUGCUAAUGAAACAAAUGCUCGUUUCGGUUCUCCGGCAAUAGGAAUGCCAAUAUGAGAAGGAUUUAGUGUACAACAAGGAUAACUGAAUAGGACUAACGGGAGCUGACAUCAGUGGCUCCAGUUGUGGUGUGAUGGAAGAGUUACACCAUGAAGGUUUUUUGAAACUUUAGUCUUCUUGUGUGCAGCUUUUACCAAAUCAUCUUCCAUAGGAAAAUGAUGAUCAAUCUGAAAAUAAUCUUAAAUGCUGUAGGAUAAUUUCUAGUAUUUCUAAUGCAGUUGAGUUAAUAAAUUUAGAUGAGAUGUAACAGAUGAUUUGUAAAAGUUAAAAUAAGAGAACACAAGGGUGUUGUAGGUCAACCGAAGACUUGUUCGUCUCAGAUGGUUGUUCGACAUUAGGGUGUAACAAAUGAGAGAAAAAAUCUUUAUGCAAUCUCAUAUUUUUGCCUUUGAAAAUCAGGAAAGCGUUGUAAUGUAGGUCACAUGUUUGCAGACAUCACUUUUGCCAUAAUGCCAACCUCUUUUCUCUUUUACCUGGUAUAACUCAGCGAAACAAAUAUGCAAUAAGCCUUAAGAUUUUUUAUUCACAUACUUGUUCCCCUGUGUUUGUAUAUAAAAUAAAAUGCAACAUUGUGUGCUGUGUGAAGCAA
Messenger RNA from Menidia menidia (Atlantic silverside), 2519 nucleotides. The record is from the annotation of a GenBank genome assembly. NCBI's taxonomy places the organism in Eukaryota, Metazoa, Chordata, Actinopteri, Atheriniformes, Atherinopsidae.